CCCACCCAUACCACUCACAACUUACAACUUACACCCUCGAGUUACUGCCUACUGCCUACUUUCUCGUGUUGAUGCGUCCGGUCCUUGUCGAAUGAUGUAUUGAUACCUUAACCUAUUCAAAAUACUAUAUACCCACUUGACGAGUUUAUGGUUGCUAGUUAAAGUUCCGAGUUACGAGGAUAUACCCUGGUUUCAAUUACUUUUCUUUUCUUGACGAUUUGGUGCACUGGUGGUGGUGCUGCGUUCCGAUGAUAUGAUACCCUUACUACACAGCCACCUCAAUUCCUCCUCCCAAACACGAACACGCAUACGCUACUUGCUCCUUGUUCUGGGGUUACUCCUGCAGGUACAUGUACCGCUUGUGGCGGGGGAUGAUAACUCUAAUUGCUCCUCCACUUCGACGAUAUCCUCCCAAUCCGAUGCGGACUCGCUCUCCUCGUGCGAUACCCUCUCCGGUACCCUGACUAUCUCCUCCUCUGCGACGGGCAGUAUCUCCCUCUCCAAUGUCGAGACUAUCAAUGGCGGCAUCACCAUCCAGGAUGUAUCCGGAUUGACGUCGUUCUCGGCAUCAGAUCUACAGAAAGUGAAUGGCAAGAUAUAUAUCUCUGGGAAUGAUGACUUGACGAAUUUGUCGUUUCCGGAUUUGGAAAAGGUUCCCGGGGAGAUUGAUAUCGAGGGGAACAAGGAGUUGAGGGAUAUUGUAUUCCAAGAUUUGAAGAACGUCGAUGGGAGCUUGAUUUUAAAGGGGACUUUUAACGAGUGGGUCUUCCGUUUCCUUUGCUUUAUGAUGGAUUAUUUUUUAACGUUGGGCAGGAUCAAAUUCGAGGAUCUCGAUAAGGUCAAAGGACAAACGGUGAUUAAUUCCCAUGGCGGGUCAUUUCGGUGCUCGAGUCUCAACUCUCUUCGUGAUGGCGACGAUGACGACGAUAAUAAUACCCGCCGUCGCCGCGACAACGACAACAACGGCGCCUUUCAAGGAUCUUACACCUGCACCGACGGUUCCAGCAGCGGACUCAGUGCGGGCGCCAAAGCCGGUAUCGCCAUUGCCGUGAUUGUACUGGUCCUUCUCAUCCUUGUUGGUUUGUGGAUGAUGUAUCGGAAACAGCGGAAACGGCGCAGAAGACGGAAUGAUGAUCAGAGCCAAAUGAUGUAUACGCCUGUCGGGGUCGGCCUUCGGGGCGGCGGUGGUAGUAGUAAUCGAGACGAGGAAUCGGCAGCUGGUGAUGAGAAGCCUGUUACCGGAGUCCCGAAUCCCGCCGUACUCAGGCAGAAUAGCGACCCUGUUAUUGCGGCUAGUGCCAUUCCCCGGAAACCGAUAUCGCCGCCACCGCCAUCGAACGAGAUGAACAGGGAAUCUAUGGUGUCCAUGUCGACGUCUCCGCCCCUCCCUGCUGCGUUGGUCCCAGGAGAUCGCUCGUCUGCGUCGCCGCCGAAUGAUGCGGAUGGACGAUCACUGUUCCUGCAUCCGAUUCCCCGGAGGCGACCGUCGGAGACGGAUGUGCCGUUGCUGGAUAGUGGUGACGUGCAUGAGGCGCCCGGAAGUCCAGUACAACGGCCGAUGUUUGAGCUAGAUGCAGGGCCCGUGCGAGGAACGCAUCAGCAACCUAUUAACCAUGAGUAGCACGCGCUGCAGUUUAUGAUUUGCAUAUCCAAUGUAUAUACCUGAGCGGUCAAUAGUCCAAAAAGAUUCACGAAGAUAAGAAUAUCUAACUGUACAUUAGAUCACGAAUCAUAACAAAGAAAACCAAACCAAAUGCAACCGAUAUCCCCAAUCAUGAUAGUAUACAUCAUGCAUUAACAAUCAUCCAUUAGAUUAUGACUUCUUCGCUCGCACUGCCUGCAGUGUCUCACCCGACGCCAACGGUCCACACCAUCCGUACGUGUCGCACCGGCAUUGCUCAUACCGGGGGCAACUAUACCCGUUAGCAUUUCUCCGCAUUCCUCCCCACCG
Molecule: messenger RNA, 1951 nt
Organism: Aspergillus costaricaensis CBS 115574
Lineage: Eukaryota; Fungi; Ascomycota; Eurotiomycetes; Eurotiales; Aspergillaceae
Product: putative GPI-anchored cell wall protein Pst1
Exons: 2
Coding region: 254-1621 (455 amino acids)
Cellular component (GO): cell wall; plasma membrane
Source: RefSeq, a predicted model, not a curated record